CGUUGAUCACCUUGUCUACUUCAACUAUCGACAACCUCCGCGCCGGAUCCGAUUCCGUUGCUGCCUCUGGUUUCUGGCAUAUCGUGGCAUGUACGGAAUGCCACCUCUCAACGGCGUCCCGUCGUGACUGCUUCCCUACAUCUCUCCAGCCCGCUGUUCAUGGACGGAGCUCUCGAAGCUAUAUCGGCCAAUCCUUGGGGCGAAUAUCUCUAUCCCCUGUCAGUACCACCUCUCGCUCUAGCUACUGGGAAGGAUAGAGACGCAUUAUGACCGCCGUCAUGCCGGACAUGCAAACGGCCGGGAUAAUGUCCAGUACCCCCGCUGUCGCGACUUCAUCCGUCAUCGCUCAGCUCAACGCCUCAGCAAAUGCAACAGUUCCUUCCUCCUUCCUGUCGAUUUCUCCUCGGGACUUACUGAAGCUCCCACUCCGUGCUAUCUAUCAGGCGGAGGUAUUCACAUUUGUGACGGUGCCAAGGGAGGUUGGCCGGUUCAUCGGCCUGGAUAACAUGGCUGCGAACUUGUGGGAUAGCCCAGUGCCGAUGGGCGGGGAGAGGAAUGCCAUUCCACCGGCGGCUGCAGCAACUGCAGCGGCCGCGGUAGGAGACGCAGCUGAGGCGGGUGCCCGUGAUGCUGGGCUGAACCUGACGGAACUGUUUCAUGCGAUGAGAAGGUUCAGUGGGUUCUUUAGUUAUAUGACAAGUCGAUGGUCUUUGGCUUGCUUCACUGUGGCUUUGGUUCUCAACCGAGUUACGAUAUAUGCAUCGACUAGGAGGCACCUCUCCUUGAGAUGGGAUAAGCGAUUAGCGUUGCGGUUAAUACCUAUCCUUCUCUUCAUAAGUCAGAUCACGGUUCUUCUUCGAGCCAUUCGCUGCCAGACUUCGCCGGACUACUCUGAUCUCCGAUAUGGCAAGCCGGGGAAACGAUUGGCAUUGGACUAUGCCGGAAAUGGUGGCUUUCUCUAUAAUUUGAGCACGACACUGUUGUUCUGGGAAACAGAUCAGCAGUCUUGCAGUGCAGUUAACAUGGGACGACCUACGAGUGACUCGGAUAUUCCAUAUGGAUCAUUCGCCCUUCUGUGGCCGGUAUUUCUACGCUUAUGCUUGAGUCAUUUCGUCGAAACGCUGUCUUGCGCAUUGCAGGGCAGGACGGUCGUGACUGAAGCCGGGAUGUCCAUAUUCGAGCACUCUCUUGCUUUUGCUGAAGCUGAAACUAUGAUAAGCCAGUCCAUCGGGCUCGGCUUGUUUGGUCUACCGAAAUCGAGUGCAAAAGAUGAAACCCCUUUGACGCCUGACGGGUCUUCUUCUUCUGUGCAUCUCCUGACGAGAGCCCAAGUUCUCGAGCGGAUGAAUGUGACGCCAGAACUACUUCUCAUUGCGCUCAUUUCCUGCUGCAACAGCAUGACUUCUAAUAUUCUAGAUAUCUUUGGGAAACAGAGCCGUUAUCGUCUCGUCAAUACCACAAUCUGGGGCCUCUGUUUUAUGGGAGCCAUGGUCUGGGGCUUCAUGGAUUCGACUUCGUUGGGCAGUGAAACUGGUGUUCUCAAAUUCCCCACCGUCUGCAUCGUUGGGUUCGUGCCUCAUUUGCUGAUUCUAAUGGGUAUUUUGAUCUGUAUCGGCAUUUACGGACUAGCAGUGACAAUCACCGCCUUCUGUCUACCCGCGGAUCUUUCCCAGCCAUCAUCACUUCGUGAGAGAUUUGCUCUCGCUCAUGAGAAUAUGCAGGGAGGGAACCAGAUUUGGAACGUUCGACUUAAUAGACAUGAAGAUUUCUACACAACGCUUCUCAGAGUUGGAUAUGCCGCUUUGACCGCUGCCAGCGAAGCAGUAUUCUUAAACGAAGGAAAGAGUGUGCUCGCACGACCCAUGACAUGGUUAGAAGAAGACAGGCUCGCCGAACUCGAGACCUCAAGGCGGAGACCGUCUCGUCUGGGUGUCAGAGCCGAGACUCGUGAGGUUCCUUUUGAAUCUGCAGAAACCUUCGAGUUCAAACUUCCAGAAGCCCCGGCACAAUGGGAAACUGGAUAUGGACGCGAAAAGAAAAUAGAGAAGCAAGCAAACGGAUCUCGGCCCGUACGCUCUCAAUCGAGUCUGGGUGGAGUAGGUGCUUUUCAAGGUGUCACCAGAGGCUAUCACGUACUGUCUUUCUUCAGAAGUAUAUUUUACCUUGUCGUGAGGUGGGUUACAUAUGGCUUUAGCAAGCUAUUGGAUCGUAUAGGGAUUAGUGCUCGCCCACAAUGGCUCAAAAAACUGAUCGGUACCCCCCGGAAAAGCACGCAUCUACGACGUACAGAUCAACAGGCCUCGCUUGAUUUCUGGAUCUUGACCGAUGAGGGAGAACUGGAGUUGCCUGAGGACAACGAGUUUGACGUGGAAAAAGAGAUGAGGAAGAGGGAAAUCAUGAGUAGGAACCAGUGGGACGACUCAGACGAAACAAGGCUCGAAAACAAGCUCUACAACUGGUGGAAAGCUGGUGGAUCAUGGGGAAACCAGGACCAGAGUCCUGAUUAUGCGCCUACGGACGAUGAUCUAGAUGAUACAACGAGUGUGAUCUCCACAACUACCACAGACUCCGAAUGGGAAGACUACGAGUCCGACGGUCGCCGUACGCCCACACAGAGGAACCCUUUCCCUAAUACCUUCUCUCGCGAAGGAACCCCGGUAAAGGAGACUCUCCUGGACACCGCAUCUCUUGCCCGGUUGCUUGACCCUAGAGAUAGGGAAAGCAAAGAAGAGGCUCGAAUCCUAGCAGCUCAUCUAGCCGGAGGAGAACAAGGUGGCAUAAUGACCCGUAGUCGCUUCCAACGACAGCUGGAGCGAGAACGAACCCGUGUCCUUCUGUCGUCGCGAUAUCGCAGCGAACUAAGUGGCCAAUCAGGCGGCGAGGGGAAGAAGCGACCAACUCCUGAAGAGGAGGUCGAGAUCCUCGAGAACCUCAUCCUAUCCCGGCGGCAAAAUACUUCCAAUGCAGGUUCUGAGCAAGCUUCCUGGGAAAACGGCGCUUCCGGUCUUGGCCCUGAUGGGCCACAAUGUGUCAUCUGUCAGACGAACCCAAGAUCCAUCAUUACGUGGCCAUGUCGAUGCCUAUGUGUCUGCGAGGAGUGUCGAGUCAGUCUUGCCAUGAACAACUUUGGUAGCUGCGUCACAUGUCGUCAGGAAGUCACUGGUUUUGUCCGACUAUGGGUGCCUUGAUUUCCGUACUUCGGACAGAAAAUGAAUCCCCCAGCAUCCACAUCCUACCGGUUAUACUUCCAUCAGGAGAUAAUCUCCCAUCUUCAUCCUUCAUAGGCGUCUCCCAUGUGUGCAUUGUUUCAUCAUCAAAGCGAUUGGCGGGACAAGUUGUUGUCCAUAGGUAUACGAUACAGAGCAGUCAGACAGGUCCUGCUGCUACCUACUUGUGUUCUCUGUCACUUCAAUUCUUGUGUUAAAUAGGUCGUAUCAAACUCUUGUAUGGGUAUAUUUAGUUCCAUUUCACCUUUUUGAUGAACAUAUAAAACGCUCGACUUCUUCUUUAGUAGUAGCCUUUUAAUGGUAAAAAUGACCUUUUUAUCAGAUGCGGG
This is a messenger RNA of Paecilomyces variotii, 3556 nucleotides long. RefSeq names its product putative ubiquitin-protein ligase. NCBI's taxonomy places the organism in Eukaryota, Fungi, Ascomycota, Eurotiomycetes, Eurotiales, Thermoascaceae. The record is from RefSeq and is a predicted model, not a curated record. Gene Ontology annotation, biological process: ubiquitin-dependent protein catabolic process; protein ubiquitination. The transcript is spliced from 2 exons. Bases 267 to 3188 code for a protein of 973 amino acids. Gene Ontology annotation, molecular function: ubiquitin protein ligase activity.